CGAGUUUACCAUGGCUGUAUUUUUCAAGCCAUUGAAGAGAAGUUAGGGAUAAAAGUACUCCAGCAAGCCGAUUCAUUAAACAAGAAUGGCGCAAUUCCCUUCAGAUAUCCUCUUUGACAUCUUUUCACGACUACCCAUCAAGUCACUUUUUCGAUUCAAGUGUGUCUCUCCGCUAUGGUCCAAUAUCAUUGAUGAUCCAUGUCUUGCUUACAUGCACCUAACUCGAUGUGUUCAAGAACCCAAAAUCUUACUUCUUGAUCAUCAUCAUCACACGCCAGAUGUAACGUUUACAGAAGCUGGGGUCUUCUUGAAGGCUAACAUGAAUUUAGUCCCAAAGUUUGCAAAUUCAAAAGCAUAUUUCUUAGAGGGUUGUUGCAAUGGUUUGCUUUGUUUUACAAAACGUUGUGAUGAUUGUGUUUUGGUUUUGUUUAAUCCUCUUAGGCAAGAAGUUCUAGCACUACCACCAUCUACAUCCUCUCCUCCAUUAGGGAAGAGAAAAUAUGGAUUAGGGUUUGAUUGUUUAACCAACAAGUACAAGAUUGUUAGUGUUUUCUUCCGGGAAGGUGGUUAUGAAAAUCCAGACUACAAUUUGGGUGCUCAAGUAUACACUCUUGGUACAAGUUCAUGGAGAACUAUUAGCAAAGGUCCUCCUUUCCCUUUAAUUGGAAAGCCUAUAUUUGCAUGUGGAGCUCUUCAUUGGCUUGUUAACUCUCAUGAUGCUUUAAAGGAUAAGAUUGUUUCUUUUGACGUUGGGAAGGAGGAGUUUGGCUUGAUUUCUCUACCAAAAAUUUGGGUUGGUCAUUUGUUUGAUCUAGGAGCAAACUUGGCUGUGGUUGAUUUGUCAUCUGAUACCCACAUCGAAAUUUGGGUAAUGAAGGAAUAUGAAAAGAAAGAAUGGAUCAAGGAAUACAAGAUUGAUAUUAAUGCACCAAUGGGGAUGCCAAAUAAUUCAUUGAUUGAAGUUAUAGGACUAUGGGGACUUGGUGAAAUACUAUUGAAGUACAAUGAAAGUUUAUUUUCCUAUAAUCUGAGGACUAGUGAGUUAAGGUACAUCCAGAUUCCAGGGCUCAGUAAUGACACAGAAGUCUUAUGUCACAUUGGUAACUUGCUAUCAAUUUCUAGGUUUUAA
Messenger RNA from Quercus robur (English oak), 1129 nucleotides. Its product is annotated as F-box protein At3g07870-like. The transcript has a single exon. Gene Ontology annotation, molecular function: protein binding. Bases 86 to 1129 code for a protein of 347 amino acids. The record is from RefSeq and is a predicted model, not a curated record. Lineage: Eukaryota; Viridiplantae; Streptophyta; Magnoliopsida; Fagales; Fagaceae.